Trichomonas vaginalis G3 is the source of this 1161-nucleotide messenger RNA. Its product is annotated as ubiquitin-protein transferase protein. Gene Ontology annotation, biological process: protein polyubiquitination. Bases 1 to 1161 code for a protein of 386 amino acids. The transcript has a single exon. Gene Ontology annotation, molecular function: ubiquitin protein ligase activity. The record is from RefSeq and is a predicted model, not a curated record. NCBI's taxonomy places the organism in Eukaryota, Parabasalia, Trichomonadida, Trichomonadidae.
AUGACUGAUUAUCCAUGGAUGUUCACCGAAGAAGCAAAGAUGAGAUACAUCAAUGAAGCAAUUAGAAAGGAACAAUUUAAUAAAGAACAACAGACAUUCGAAAUUGAAGUUGAUUUAAGAAAUGAGAAUAUUAUGAAAACAGUUCAAACUAUUUUUGAUCCAGACAAUUUUAAUUGGAAACUCAAACUCCCAUUAGUUGUAAGAGAUUGUUCAGGAGAGAUUGAUGCAGGAGGAUUACAAAGAGAAUUCUUUAGAAAUGUUGAGAUUGAUUCAAUAUCAAAAGAAACACCAAUCUUCAAAGAAUGUUUAAACAAAUAUUACUGGUUCAAUGAAGAUUUCAAUGAUUACAAAAUGAUUGAAGUCAUUGGAACAAUAUUUGGAUGCAUGAUUAUCAAUCAUUGGCCCCUGAGUUUUUCAUUUCCUCCACCAUUUUAUAAGAAACUUCUGAAUCCUGAAUAUGAAUUCACAUAUGAAGACUUAUCAUCUUUUAUUAAUCUUCCUUCUCACAAAGCUAAUCAAAUUUGUCACGAAGACUUUGAAGAAAACAGCACAUCAUCAGAGUAUGAAGACUCUGAUCAAAUUCCUCAAGAAUUCAUAAAUGAACCAGAACGAAAUAAUAUAUCAUCAAUAGAAUAUAGCUCAGAUAAUGAAGAUAAAACAGAAGAAUUUUCAGGAGAUAUUGAAAAUUAUUCUAUAAAUAAUGAAUAUAAUUCAUAUAAAGAAGAAGAAUUGAUCAAAAAAUUCAACACCCAUUUCGAAAGUUUUCUUAAAGGAUUCAAAACUAUGACCAAUAAUUUCAAAUUAGAAUGUUUGUAUCCAGAAGAGUUACAGCGAUUGAUAGAAGGCGAUUUUAUAGAUUUCGAUGAACUUGAAAAUUUGACUGAAUAUGAUCAAAUUAAUCGAGAAAGUCAUUGUGUUAAAUGUUUCUGGAAUGUUGUUCACAAUCGUCUUAGUUCAUCCGAUAAACGAGAUCUUCUUAUCUUCAUCACCGGAUCAUUUAAAGUUCCAAUUGGAGGUAUGAUUAACAUCAAGAUUUGUAAAUCAGAAGCAAGUCAUUGUUAUCCAUAUUCAAGAACAUGUUUUCGAGAAUUAUUCAUUCCAGACAUUUCAAACGAAGAUCUUAUGCAUGAUCACAUCCUAUAUUCUAUCAAACAGAAAUAA